Poecilia latipinna (sailfin molly) is the source of this 2618-nucleotide messenger RNA. Its product is annotated as dimethylaniline monooxygenase [N-oxide-forming] 5-like. Bases 192 to 1880 code for a protein of 562 amino acids. Lineage: Eukaryota; Metazoa; Chordata; Actinopteri; Cyprinodontiformes; Poeciliidae. The record is from RefSeq and is a predicted model, not a curated record. Gene Ontology annotation, molecular function: flavin adenine dinucleotide binding; N,N-dimethylaniline monooxygenase activity; NADP binding. The transcript is spliced from 11 exons.
CCUCCUCUGCUUUACUGUUUGACUGGUGACGAAGCCGCAGCUGCUGCCUGAAGGCAACUUUUCUUUUUCACAGCUUGCAACAAAAACUGUUGAGCACAUGUAGCAUUUCUCACAGACUGCAAAAAUAUGAGUAUUGUUGCUAAAUAAUUGCAAAUCAACAGCUUGCCUCUGUCUCUCUGUGGAGUCCAGCGAUGGUUCGCCGUGUGGCGGUAAUCGGAGCAGGCAGUUCGGGUCUGGCCUGCGUCAAAGUCUGCCUGGAGGAGGGCUUGGACCCGGUCUGCUUUGAAAGUAGUGAUGACAUUGGUGGCCUGUGGAAAUUUAAGGAGUCUCCUGAACCAGAUCGAUCCAGCAUCUACCGCUCUCUGGUGGUGAAUACCUCCAAAGAGAUGAUGUGCUUCAGUGAUUUCCCCAUGCCUGAUGACUAUCCCAACUACAUGCACAACUCCCUGCUGCUGCAGUACUUCAGGCUCUACGCUGAGCGUUUCCACCUGCUCCAACACAUUCGCUUGCAGACCACUGUGAGGAGCAUUACACAAAGGUUAGACUUCUCAGUGUCUGGUCAGUGGGAUGUAGUGACCACGAACAAAAACAAUGAGGAAGAAAGACACAUGUUUGAUGCGGUUCUGGUGUGUUCAGGACAUUACACCCGUCCGGUCUUACCCCUGUCUGAUUUUCAAGGACACGAAACAUUCCUUGGCAGGCUUCUUCACAGCUGGGAAUAUAAAGACGCAGAUUCCUUCAGGGGUAAAAGGGUAGUGGUCGUUGGCUUUGGGAACUCCGGAGGGGAUGUUGCAGUAGAGAUUAGCAGAUCCGCAGAAAAGACGUUUCUCAGCGUUCGGGACGGGUUCUGGGUGAUUAGCAGAAUGGCCCGUGGCGGCCUGCCCGUGGAUAUGGCAUUGAUCUCCAGGUUCAACAUCCUGCUGCUGCAGCUGCUCCCCAAGACGUUAAUCAACUGGGCAGGAGAGAGAGCACUGAACCAGAAAUAUGACCAUGAACUCUAUGGUCUGAAGCCCAGACACAGACUUUUGGACAAAAGGCCUCUGGUCAAUGAUGAUCUUCCUGGUCGAAUUCUCCAGGGCGCUCUUGUCAUGAAGCCCAACAUACGAGCUUUCAAGGACUCAGGAGUUACAUUCGAAGACGGGACAGUUGAAGACAACAUUGACGCCGUGGUCUUUUGCACAGGAUACAAAGGAACCUUCCCCUUCUUGCCCUCUGCUCUGUCUGAAGGGCCACACCGUGAGCUGAUGCUGUACAAAAGAGUGUUUCCUCCAUCUCUGCAACAACCCACGCUGGCCGUCAUGGGUCUUUUCCAAGUAAGGGGACCAAUCAUGCCGAUUGUGGAGAUGCAGGUCCGCUGGGCUGUUAAAGUGUUUUCAGGUUUGACUCGUCUCCCAUCGACGCAGAAAAUGCUUGAAGUCAUUGAAGCUGAUAGGAGGCUAAACAUGCACAGCUUCCCUAACCCACAACAAGCCGUUCUCCAAGUUGAUUUCAUCCAGUACUUGGAUUUCAUGGCCGAGGAGAUUGGUGUUAAACCACAUCUAUGGAGACUGCUCCCAACAGACCCAGUCCUCUGGGCGAAGAUCUUCUUCGGUCCCUGCACUCCUUACCAGUAUCGCCUCACUGGGCCUGGACAGUGGGCAGGAGCCAGACGAGCCGUCCUCACGCAGUGGGAGCGGGUUGCUGAGCCUUUCAGGAGCAGAGCGGUUCCAGAACCAGAGGUCCGGAGGUCUUUCCUCUGUUCUCCCUGGUUAACGGCGUGUGCAGGAACCAUGGUCGUGGCUUUGCUUUUGUCACAUAAGAUUGUCCCAGUAGUCCAACGUGCCACCCAGACGCUGAGGAGGAGUAAGAGUUUUCUGUGUGAUUUAUGGUUCCCUGACUAACGUCAAAGACUUGAAAUAAUCGUCACUUAGAAGAACUGAUGUAGAGUCGCUGCACCAAAGAGACGUCACAUGGAGUCAGAGAUAAUCUGGACAUGGGUUUGUCUUGUUUUGUGUUUCUUUACCGAGAACAUACGAAUGACAAGCUAAGAUAAUCAAGAUAAUCACUGACAAAAAAAAAAAAAAAAAUCACACCCUUGUAAAGUGAUACUUAUUUGUCUUAAAUUUCCAUUGUGUAUGAAGAUUUGUUGCUUUAAGUUAUUAAUUAACCAAUAUUGCCUCUUCGUAGCAUACAUCAUUUUCUAGCAGAGAAUAACCGUAAAUGAUUUCUUUGACAAUGUGCAACAUCACAACUGGAAAGCCCAGAUAGCAAGGUUGUUGCAGUGUUGAUGCAAAUGCAGUUUAAAUGUCCAGAUAAUGGCCUGGUAAUAUUUAUCUUAUGUGGCUCUUUAGACUCCAAAUUACAUCGAUAACUUCUUCCAGUGUUUAACAAAUCUGCAAAAUUCACACAAAAUCAAGAUAUCGCCACUUUUUUUUUUCAGAUUUUACUGCAAAUCUUCUCAAAAUUGGUUGAAAACAUUUAGUUUAAGUGACUGCAGCCUCCAAUGAUGUCACGUUAUAGUCUGUAAUUGAUAAGGAAAGUAGUAAGAAGUCAGAUUUAAUGUCAUACAUUUGCACAAAUAUAAUUCCUUACAAACAUUUCUAAAUUGGCACCACAAAAUCUGCAAUUUUGACUGAAAA